Molecule: messenger RNA, 504 nt
Organism: Blepharisma stoltei
Lineage: Eukaryota; Ciliophora; Heterotrichea; Heterotrichida; Blepharismidae
Source: the annotation of a GenBank genome assembly
AUGGACCAAAGUCUUAAACUCAACAAAUCUGCAAUGAAAGCUCAGCCUAUAAGGCGAGCUGUUAAAUCUUUUACUAUUGUACCUCAAAUUUCGUUAUACAAGCUUAAUGAUCAGUCUCCAGAGCCUACAUCAGGCAGCUCUCUUUUCCCUUCGAUUACAAAAACGAUGAAUAAAUCUUCAACGACAGGCAGACUUAGCUCAAUUGAAGCUAAGCCAAUAAACUUACAGUCUAAGUUAAAAGCAAAUACGCACAGAAGAAAACUGUCCCAGCCCUUGAGCCCUACAUCAGAAAGGCUAUCACAUUUGUAUGUGUCUCAGCUAUUUUCUUCAAGCAGUAAGAAACAAACGGUUCAUUUAAGGAGUUCUACUAAAUACAGCGAAUGAGAAAUUCAGGAUGCUUUAAGAAACCCGAAGAAAAAAGAUAUAAGGAAAGGAAGGCUGAAGUUAGUGGCCUCAUUGAAAUCAUUAAAGAUGUUUGAACCGAGAGAAGUAACGUGGGUUUAG